This is a messenger RNA of Meleagris gallopavo (turkey), 7701 nucleotides long. It is a transcript of the gene FAR2, whose product is annotated as fatty acyl-CoA reductase 2. Gene Ontology annotation, molecular function: alcohol-forming very long-chain fatty acyl-CoA reductase (NADP+) activity. Gene Ontology annotation, cellular component: peroxisome. Lineage: Eukaryota; Metazoa; Chordata; Aves; Galliformes; Phasianidae. Gene Ontology annotation, biological process: long-chain fatty-acyl-CoA metabolic process. The record is from RefSeq and is a predicted model, not a curated record.
ACUGAGACAGCAUUUGGUUCAUUCCAGAGGAUGGUAGCAAUUCAGCCUCUUUUUGUGAGAUCAGAAUGCUGAGGAACAUAGUUGGUGCUCAGCAAAAUGAGCGUGCCCCUGUGCAAGGUGACAGAAGAUGACUUCAGUGAGAGUGAGUUCCUGGUGCAAGUGCAAUGAAUUCCAGUUAACAGUGGAUCAUGGAGGGCUUCUGCAAAGAGAGGGUGAUUGCAAAAGAGUGAAGAGAAGUUCACAGUGUUGACAAGCCUCAUGUGGCUGUGAGAAUCAGAGGAGUUGAAAGAGACCUCUGGAGAUCAGCUAGUUCAACCUCCUGCUGAGUCAGAUUCCCUAGAAUACCUUGCACAGUUUCUGAAAGUAUCCAGGCGGAUUUUGAAUUCUUCCACAGAAGACUCCACAACCUUUCUGGGCAGCUUGUUCCAGUGCUUUGUCACCCUCAAAGUACCUCCUGCAGGAAGCUAAAGGAAGAACAGAAGUAGGAAGCACCAUGUCUUCAGUCUCAGCUUAUUACAAUGGAAAGACUGUACUUAUCACAGGAGCUACAGGUUUCAUGGGCAAAGUGCUGGUGGAAAAGCUUCUGCGCUCCAGCCCUGAUGUAAAAGCAGUUUAUAUACUGGUAAGACCAAAAGCUGGACAGUCAAUGCAAGAGAGAGUGGCCAACAUGUUGAAAUGCAAGGUCUUUGACAGGGUUCGAGAAGAUUGCCCUAAUUUCCAUGAGAAGAUUAAGCCUAUUAAUGCUGAACUCACUCAGCCCAAGUUGGCCAUCAGUGCUGAAGAUGAGGAGGAGCUUCUGACCCGGGUCAAUAUUGUCUUCCACUGUGCAGCAACAGUACGCUUUGAUGAACCCCUGAAGCAUGCCUUGCAACUGAAUGCAAUGGGCACACAGAGGCUUCUAGAACUGGCCCAGCAGAUGCAGAAGUUGGAAGCAUUCAUCCACAUCUCCACUGCCUAUGCAAACUGUGUGCGGAAAUGCAUAGAUGAAAUCAUCUACCCACCUCCAGCUGAACCCAAGAAGCUUUUUGAUUUAGUAGAGUGGUUGGAUGAAUCUAUCAUUCAAGACAUCACACCCAAGCUUCUUGGGGACUGGCCCAACACUUAUACCUACACCAAAGCCUUGUCUGAGUACCUAAUUCAGCAAGAGAAAGGAAAUUUGAACAUCGCUAUCAUUAGGCCGUCCAUCGUGGGAGCUAGUUGGCACGAGCCUUUUCCAGGUUGGAUUGACAGCUUCAAUGGGACCAGUGGAAUAUUUGUUGCGGCGGGAAAGGGGAUUCUAAGGACCGUCAUUGCUAACAACGAAGCGGUGGCUGAUAUGAUUCCAGUUGACGUUGUCAUCAACCUCACCCUUGCAGCUGGGUGGUAUACUGCUGUGCACAGACCAAAAAACAUGUUGGUGUACAACUGUACAACAGGCGGAAUCAAUCCUUUCUUCUGGGGAGAAAUGGAGCAGUAUGUCAUGUCCACAUUCAAAAGAAACCCACUGGAACAGGCCUUCAGAACACCCAACGCUCACUUGACAUCCAACUACUUAAUAAACCAGUACUGGAUAACUGUUAGUCACAAGGCUCCUGCCAUACUCUACGACCUGUACAUGAGGCUCACAGGAAGAAAGCCCAGAAUGAUGAAGAUUAUCAAUCGACUACACAAGUCUAUGAUGCUCUUGCAGUAUUUCUCCACCCAGUCCUGGGAUUGGUCUUCAGAUAAUAUGAACAUGUUAAUGAGUCAGCUUAACACAGAGGACAAAAAGUUAUACAACUUCGAUGUUCGUCAGCUGCAUUGGUCAGAAUACAUUGAAAGCUAUUGCUUAGGUGCUAAGAAGUAUUUGCUAAAUGAGGACAUGUCUGGCAUCCCUGCAGCAAAGCAGCACUUACGAAAACUGAGGAAUAUCCGGUAUGCAUUUAACACCACCCUCCUCGUGAUCAUCUGGCGCAUUUUCAUCGCAAGGUCACAGAUGGCUCGAAACAUCUGGUACUUUGUGGUGAGCCUCUGCUACAAGUUCCUUUCCUACUUCAGGGCAUCCAGCACACUCAGGCACUGAAGCUGUCCAUCAACAACCAGCCUCUUCCAGAAGGACCUCCAAUCCCCUCUAACCAGCAACUACGGGCAUCGGAAUCUGAAAGUAGCAGAAAAAUUCACUCCCUCCAACUGCAACCUGCAUUUAUUGUGCACUGAUAUGUGUUCACUUUUUUAGUUUUAACCAAUGCUGUAAUACAUGGUGGUAUUUAUUCCAUAGGACCAGACUGAUUUUUAAAACCAUAAAGCUUUAGGAAGAGAUGAAGAUGGAAUCUUUUAUUGAAAGUUCAUUGUGCAAGAGUAAAGAUUAACCAAAUUAGCAGUCUUCCCAUGUACUACCAAUUUUAGACUAUUUUAAUCCCAUCCUCCUCCAUAAAAGAGGCAGAUUUAAAGCACAGAACCUUGGAAGAAAAAAUACCAUCAGAGAAGAACCAGUCAAGGAAAUUAAACUUUAAGAGGUCUUCCUAAGAGGCUAUUUAUUCCUUUAUUCUCAAACAGAAAUUUUACAUUUUCCAUUUUUCAAAACCUAGAGGGGAAAACCAUCAGUUACACUAGGCCAGUGAACACACUGAACAGUUUUCAGAUCUUGUCUUAUAAUCCUACUGAGGACUGAUACUUUCAAGCCAUAACUGAAGACACAAAGAGAAUUUAUGUACCUAUGCUAACUGUACUCACUCACAUGCUGCUUUGUUAUGGAGAGGCGUUUUUUCUCUCACUGAUUAAGGAUGCAGUUACCUUCCAUUAAACAGCCUUGUUCUUGCAUUUAUCACUUUUGCUUGGCACAUUUCUUCAGCUUGAAAAAUUCUCUAUUUACUCUGAGGAUAAAGAGAAGAAUACCUAAAAAAUUGAAGGAAAAUUCUGAAACUCAUUAUUAUUUUUGAGAAGUAAGUCCUUUCCUCCAUUCCAUUUGCCUCCCUGUAGCUCAAAAACAAACUGAUACUGUCCUUCAGAAUCUCACUACAGCUAAAUCACUUCACAGUUGAUCACUUCAGCUGGUGAAAAAUAUGUACAGACAUGUAUGGGGGGAAUCUUAUCAAUCAGGACAAUUCUGCUACCACUUGUCAGGAGAGUCUGAAACUUAUUUCUGUUGAGGUUAAGAAAGGUUUCAAAGGUUGACUUCUGUGUAAAAAUCAUCAUGUGCUCUGAAAAUAAUGUUUUGUCCUACUUUGCAGCUUAGAAAGGAAUUCAAGGAUCUUAUUAAAGCUCAUGGCUAUUGGAGAUAUUUGUUUCACCUAGUGAACUAUGAAUUCCUCUGGGAAAGAUUGGAGAAAGAGAAAGAGCGUUCUUCAAAGUAGCUGGUGCAAUGACAGUUUUAGUGCAACAAAUUUACUCAUGCCAUCAGAUUUUCAAAAUCAAAAGUAAUACUGGAAUGCAUUUUAUUCAGAUUACACUGAAUAAGUAUGGUAAGAUUAUGAGACUUCAAAACAGUUAGUUUUUGAAACAAUUGCAGCAUCCAGAUUGCCUAGACUUGUGUCACAUUAGCUGACUUAAUGCUACAUCUCAUAAAAUGACAUAGUGGCUCUUUUGAGAGCUGAGAAUAGUAUUUACAAAACUGUCAUUCUUUAAAAGGUUUUGGUAGCAAAGGCAGGAGCAAGUUAUGAUGACAGUGUAUUUUUAUUUGAGCAUCCAAGCUGAUUCAGAAGUCUUUGUAAAGAUGCAAGGAAUUACAAGAGAAGAUAUGCUUGUAUGCCCCAUGGGUCUAAUUUUAAGCAACUGCCAAAUGAUGCCUGCAGCAUGCCCUAACCAGAAACCUGGUAUCCAAAAUGGCAGGACUCCAGCAAUCCUAGCAAAGGCCCCUAUUACAUUCCUUCUGAUCUGUGUUCAAUUACAUUAAGCACACAGCUUACAAAGAUACCAUUUUUUUAAGCUCUUGACUUGAAAACAUACUUUCAAAAUGAAACUGUUAGCUAUCUGUUUUUCAAUGCCAGAAAGUUGGCAGUGCAUUUUAUGCAUUAUGCUAAUGUAAGAUGUCAUUGCCUAGAAGAUCAGGUUUACAAGCUGGGGUCCAGAUACCUUAUGCACGCUCCUUCUGUAGCAGCUUAUAUGGUGAAGGUCAGAUGCAUUGUACUUGACUAACUGAGACUAUGGUUACCUUAGUAGAGCGAAGCAGGUCACUACAGGAAUACCUCUAGAAAGACUGCAUUCCCUCAAGUAAAUAAUCAGAUCAUCAGCCAGCUUCCAGUCUAAUUAUAUGAAAGGCUUAAAACAGAACAAAACAAAACUGCAGACUGUUUUGAAACAAACUUCAUUUUUAAAAAAAAGUAAGAAUUCUUGCUCAUCUCCAAGAAAUCUUUUUAAGUGCCUGACAUACAUAUCAAGAGAAGCAACAGCUAAGGGGAUCAUAGAUCUUAAGCUGCAGACAUUGUAAGAAAAGUACUGAGUCUCACAAAAAAGUCAAAUACUACAGAUGUGCUACACCUACAACAGAUGACUGAUGUAGACCAGACAUGAUAUUGUUGGGCUAUGAGUACAAUUUCCUGCUUUCCCAUCACUAAUGCUAGUCAUGCCAUGCAUCCUUCAGAUAUGCCUGUAGGCAUUCAUAGUUAUUUGCAUAGGCUGUAUUGUUCCAACAAGUCUAAUAUGUAACUGCUCACUAUGAGUACGUUUGGACCAGGUUUCUCCACGUGUAAAAGAACACUUCAGGCUUCACUCAGAACAUUGGUGGUAUCACAUUCUAAAUCUUCAGGAUUCUGCUGAAGAUAUCACACUGCAAAGCUACUGCUCAUCCUUGAAAAACAGCUGGAAUGUGACAGAAAUAUAGCAAUUGCUGUAUGCUAUUCUGGAGACCUUUCAUAGCUAUGUAAUGUUGCCAGAAGCUGGUUCCAGUGCUCUGGUCUUGCCUAUGGGGGAGAUCCAGCUGUUAGCUUGUCUUAACACAGACAUAAACACAUGUGAAACUUGAAUCUUUUUCCUGUAGCUUGAAACAUUUUCAAGUGAUUGUCUGAACCACAACAUAGAAAAAUGAUAGAGAAAUCCCAGCGGAGAAAUUGGCACGUGGCAGUGGCAUUUGUCUGCCAUUUCUGACAGUAAUCAUGAAAAGCUACACCUAGCAAAAGAAUUUGUUCUCACCUCAAGUAGUGACUUACCUUUGACACGUUUUACUUGUACUUCUCAGUGUACUUACAUAUACUCUGAAGAAAUCCAAGUCUUGCAGAGAAUAUAUAAAAUGCCAAUUGACAACUUUUUUUCUUUUCUUAUUCCAUGUCUCUCUCUCAUGUAUACUCACAAUCUUUUCUCAAAAGAAAAGCAAGCUAGGGCUCUUGUUCAGUUAAAUCAGAGGUCCUGCGUUGACCUCUGAUUUGUGCACAAAUUAAUGUGAACAGAUCAGGAAUGGAUACUACUCAUGGCUGAAGGCCAGAGGUUUUACUACCUGUAUGACUGAAAAAGGACCCACUCAGGCUUUUAAUUUUUUUUCCCUCUAUCAAGGUAGCAUGAUCAGUGAUAUAGGGAGAAGCUACAAGGGGCAUUUCUACAGCCUGUGCUCACAGCAGAAGGAUUGCUAGAUAUGGUGCAUCCUGCUCAGUGAGGAAAGAAAUCAGAGAAGCAUGAGCUGCCAAACCUAGAGGACUCUGCCUCCCAAUGGGCAGGGGAAGAUCCAUCAGCCUUUUGUGAUCAGUUUGGUUUCUUCUCAUAAGAUGGAUAAACUAAAAGACUCCCUAACAACCUGUUCAGUUCUUUCCCCAGAAACCAACAGACAGCAUAACGAACUGUAUUAGCAGCCAUCCUGCAGAGCCACAAAGAAAAAAAUCGGCCACAAGACUGUAUAAUGAGAUGAAUCAUCUAUGACUGUUUGUACUCUAUGAACCUGCAAUGUAGCUACUCACUCACAGUGCUGGAAGCCUUCAGUGCUGCUUUCAUAGCUAUGUAAUGUUGCCAGAAGCUGGUUCCAGUGCUCUGGUCUUGCCUAUGGGGGAGAUCCAGCUGUUAGCUUGUCUUAACACAGACAUAAACACAUGUGAAACUUGAAUCUUUUUCCUGUAGCUUGAAACAUUUUCAAGUGAUUGUCUGAACCACAACAUAGAAAAAUGAUAGAGAAAUCCCAGCGGAGAAAUUGGCACGUGGCAGUGGCAUUUGUCUGCCAUUUCUGACAGUAAUCAUGAAAAGCUACACCUAGCAAAAGAAUUUGUUCUCACCUCAAGUAGUGACUUACCUUUGACACGUUUUACUUGUACUUCUCAGUGUACUUACAUAUACUCUGAAGAAAUCCAAGUCUUGCAGAGAAUAUAUAAAAUGCCAAUUGACAACUUUUUUUCUUUUCUUAUUCCAUGUCUCUCUCUCAUGUAUACUCACAAUCUUUUCUCAAAAGAAAAGCAAGCUAGGGCUCUUGUUCAGUUAAAUCAGAGGUCCUGCGUUGACCUCUGAUUUGUGCACAAAUUAAUGUGAACAGAUCAGGAAUGGAUACUACUCAUGGCUGAAGGCCAGAGGUUUUACUACCUGUAUGACUGAAAAAGGACCCACUCAGGCUUUUAAUUUUUUUUCCCUCUAUCAAGGUAGCAUGAUCAGUGAUAUAGGGAGAAGCUACAAGGGGCAUUUCUACAGCCUGUGCUCACAGCAGAAGGAUUGCUAGAUAUGGUGCAUCCUGCUCAGUGAGGAAAGAAAUCAGAGAAGCAUGAGCUGCCAAACCUAGAGGACUCUGCCUCCCAAUGGGCAGGGGAAGAUCCAUCAGCCUUUUGUGAUCAGUUUGGUUUCUUCUCAUAAGAUGGAUAAACUAAAAGACUCCCUAACAACCUGUUCAGUUCUUUCCCCAGAAACCAACAGACAGCAUAACGAACUGUAUUAGCAGCCAUCCUGCAGAGCCACAAAAGAAAAAAAUCGGCCACAAGACUGUAUAAUGAGAUGAAUCAUCUAUGACUGUUUGUACUCUAUGAACCUGCAAUGUAGCUACUCACUCACAGUGCUGGAAGCCUUCAGUGCUGCUUUCAUAGCUAUGUAAUGUUGCCAGAAGCUGGUUCCAGUGCUCUGGUCUUGCCUAUGGGGGAGAUCCAGCUGUUAGCUUGUCUUAACACAGACAUAAACACAUGUGAAACAGACAGAAACAGCAUGUAUGACUGCUGAGUCCAGUGUACUCAUGUUCUGUGUGUAGACAUUCUCCAUGUAAACACUGUUCUGUAGGCUAUAGCUGUUUGAAAAUAUCAUUUUAUUGUCAAAGAACAAUGAGUACAAACUUGCAAUUAAGAAGUAUCUCUGCUUUUUCUUAAAUUGCUGUAACAACAAAAAAUCCUUAAAUGAAUCAGAGUUGAAACUGCUAUUUGACUGACAACCAAGGCUGUUUAUCUCCAGCAUGUCUGCUAUAAAGAAUAAAAUUUCUCUCCUCUAUCCUUCUUUACCCCGAUAACUUUAUUAAGAAAACUACAUUAUUUCUUUUUAGAAGAAAUGGGUAACAGACAUACUGACAUUCAACUUAAUGUUGGCACAUUGCCCACCUCCUCAAUGGAUGUUUGUUAUUUUACAUUUUACAAGAAAACAUCAUUAUAGCUGUAUGUGUGCAUGUUUACAUCUUUCCACACAAGUCUUCUCAUACAACACACAGAGAGGGUAAUAUAGAGGUGUUUAUACUGAAAUGACAGGCCUCCCUUCUUUGAUAUGCUCUAUUCUAAAUCAGUUUAAGAUUAAGCAAGAAAACCUAUCCGUUUCAAAUGUAAAGAAAAUCUAACUUGUAGUACUAUUAAAUAAUCAAAUAAUUAU